Coregonus sp. 'balchen' is the source of this 3829-nucleotide messenger RNA. Lineage: Eukaryota; Metazoa; Chordata; Actinopteri; Salmoniformes; Salmonidae. The record is from the annotation of a GenBank genome assembly.
AUGAUCAAAGCAAAGCUGUCUGAGGUGAAUAAAGGUACAGAGAUGAACGGUAAAGGCCCUGUAAAGGUCAAAGGUAAGGAGUCCGAGGCGACCAGCACUCCCAUCAAAACUAAAAGUUUGGAGUCCAAAGACAAGAAAUCCAAAAUUGCAGAGGAAGAUACUAAAACUAUUGAAGUUCAAAAUAAACCACUUCAAGGGGUCAAGUCCGCUCCAGUCAAAGUUAAAGGUAAACAAUUAGAGGUCAAGUCCAACCCUGUGAAAAGUAACAUUCAAGAGGUCAAAUCCUCUCAAGUCAAAGUUAAAGGUAAACCAGUGGAAAAGGAGCCAAUUCCAAUUAAAACUGUGGCUGAAAGCACUCCUUUGAAUGUAAAGAGGAUUCCUAAGGAGAUUGUAGAUAAGAACAAACCAUCUGAAGGUAAAAGCACUCGAAUAAAGGGAAAAAGGAAGGCAAAAGAGGUGAAUGAACAAAAGACGGAAGAGUCUAUUACUCUCAAAGAGUCAGGGACAACAGAGGGGAACAAAGUGACUGUUAAAGAUAAAGGCAAAGUCACAGAAACAAAAAGUGUGACUAAACCUGAAGAGGUUAAAGCUAAACUGACUAAGUUGAAGGGAACCUCUGUGAAAAUGAAAAGCAAGCCAACAGGGGUUUCCAGCCAACCAAUCUUAGUAGAACCUACCUCAAAGGCCGAAUUACCAUCCGCAUCACUGUCAUUAUCAGAUGCAAUGCCUCAAAAUGCUCGGGAUAAGAAGUCAGCGAAGUCUGAGCUUAGAGAGCCACUGGUUGUCUCUCAGGUCAAGGAUAGAGUGGUGGUCCGGGGGGAAGAUACCAUUGGUGAAUCCCAGGAGGGGGAGCCUGGCUGGGGAGGAUUUCUCAGUGAUGCAGCCUCUCUCCUUCCAGCCGUGGGGAUGGCGGGCGUAACCAUGGGGGUCCUGAGUGAGGCAGUGACAAGUGUGAGGGGGUUUCAGUCGGAGAGUGACACAGCCACCUCUAUCCCUCCUCGACGGUCCAGCCGGGUAGAGAGGUUCACCAAACAGAGCGCCAUCACCCAGCCUUCCUCCUCCUCCUCCUCCUCAUCCUUCUCUUCAACAUCAGAUCCCAGUGCAGUAGCGCAAAGCAAGAGGACCGCCGUCCGCAUCAGCGUUCUCGGGUAUUCUGAUCAGGAAGCAGGGAGCAGGAGUUCUGAGAAGAACCCAGACACCACAGAUGCUGCUAGUGACAGGUCAGGAGGUCAGGCCGAGGUUGAUGACGAUGAGAACACUAGUAGAGGUCAAAGGUCAGAGGUUGAGGAUGAUGAAGCUGAAGAUUCCACAAAGAGACAUGGAGAGGGGGAUGGGACAGACAUGGAGAGCACCCAACAAGAGGGAAAAGAAGAGGGGGAUGAGGAUGACAGGAGUAGUAAGGGUCUGGAAGAGAGCAGUGAAGAGAAUGAAGGUGGAGAAGCAGAAGACAGUGAUACUGUGGGGACAGGAGAGGGGGAGGAGAGCAAAGAGAGUGAUACUGUGGGGACAGGAGAGGGGGAGGAGAGCAAAGAGAGUGAUUCUGAGGGGACAGGAGAGGGGGAGGAGAGCAAAGAGAGUGAUUCUGAGGGGGAGGAGAGCAAAGAGAGUGAUUCUGAGGGGACAGUAGAGGGGGAGGAGAGCAAAGAGAGUGAUUCUGAGGGGACAGUAGAGGGGGAGGAGAGCAAAGAGAGUGAUACUGAGGGGACAGGAGAGGGGGAGGAGAGCAAAGAGAGUGAUUCUGAGGGGACAGUAGAGGGGGAGGAGAGCAAAGAGAGUGAUACUGUGGGGACAGGAGAGGGGGGAGGAGAGCAAAGAGAGUGAUUCUGAGGGGACAGUAGAGGGGGAGGAGAGCAAAGAGAGUGAUACUGUGGGGACAGGAGAGGGGGAGGAGAGCAAAGAGAGUGAUUCUGAGGGGACAGUAGAGGGGGAGGAGAGCAAAGAGAGUGAUACUGUGGGGACAGGAGAGGGGGAGGAGAGCAAAGAGAGUGAUUCUGAGGGGACAGUAGAGGGGGAGGAGAGCAAAGAGAGUGAUUCUGAGGGGACAGUAGAGGGGGAGGAGAGCAAAGAGAGUGAUUCUGAGGGGACAGUAGAGGGGGAGGAGAGCAAAGAGAGUGAUUCUGAGGCAAGUCUAGAGGAGGAGGGGGAGGAGAAGAGUGAAGAGAGUGAUGCGGAAGGCGAGGAAGGAGAGAGUGGUUCUGGGACAAGUAGAGAGGGGGAAGAGGAGGAUAAGAGUGAAGAAGAGUGCAGUGAUGAAGAGAGUGAGGAUGAAAACAAAGAGGAAAAGGAGGAGAGCAAUGAGAGUGAGGAUGAAAAGGAGGAGAGCAAUGUGAGUGAGGAUGAAAAGGAGGAGGGUGUUGAUGAAUCAGGAAGUGAGGCUGAGAGCAAGAGUGAGGGAUCAGCAGAAGAGGAGGAAGAUGAGCAAGCAGAAGAAGCAGAGAGUGAAGAAAGUAAAGCUACUGAGUCAGGAGAGGAGGAAGGAGAGGGAGAGAGUGGAACAGAGGAGGAAGGAGAGGGAGAGGAUAAGGAAGGUAGUGAAAGUGAAGAAGAGGAGGAGGAAGCAGGUGUAAGUGAGGUGGAGGAAGGAGAAGAGGAUGACGAUGAGGGAAAGGAUGCAGAAAGUGGAGAAGGUGAGGACAAUGUAGGAGAGGAGGAAGAGGAAGCAGUUGAGGGUGAGGAAGAAGAGGAUGAAAAGGAAGGGGAAGAGGACGGUGAAGUCGAAGAGGGUGAGGAGGGAGGAGAGGAUGAUGAGACAGAGGAGGAAGAGGCUAGUGGAGAGGAAGAACUUGAAGAUGAAAAAAGUGAGGAAGAGGAUGAAGAAGAGGAGGGAGAAGAAGAUGAGAAAGGAGAAGGGGAGGAAGAGGGUGAAGGGGAGGAGGAGGAGGGUGAAGGGGAAGAGGAGGGUGAAGGGGAAGAGGAGAGUGAAGGGGAGGAGGAGGGUGAAGGGGAAGAGGAGGGUGAAGGGGAGGAGGAGGGUGAAGGGGAAGAGGAGGGUGAAGGGGAAGAGGAGGGUGAAGGGGAAGAGGAGGGUGAAGGGGAGGAGGAGGGUGAAGGGGAAGAGGAGGGUGAAGGGGAAGAGGAGGGUGAAGGGGAAGAGGAGGGUGAAGGGGAGGAGGAGGGUGAAGGGGAAGAGGAGGGUGAAGGGCAGGAGGAGGGUGAAGGGGAGGAGGAGGGUGAAGAGGAGAAAGGAGAUGAUGAUGGAGAGAAGGAAGGAGAGGGGGAUAGAGAAGGAGAGGAAGAUGGUGAAAAACAGGAAGAUGAGAAAGAGGAAAUAGAAGUGGAUGAAGAGAGAGAGGAGGAAGCAAAUAAACAAGAAGAGGAAAGGGAGAGGCAAGAGGAGGAAGAAGAAAAAGAUAGAGAGGAAGUGGAGGGAAAAGACACAGAGGGAGAGGAGGGUGGAGAAGAGGGGGAGGAGAAGGGAGAUGAAAAGAAAGAAAGUGAUGGUGAAGUAGAAGAAGAGGGUGCAGGGGAACAGAAAGGGGAGAUGGAGGAGGAGGAAACAGGAGCGGGAGAGGAGGAAGGUGAAGAGGAAGGAGAAGAAGAAGAGGAGGAAGAAAAAGAAGAGAAAGAUAUUAAAGAAGGAGAAGAGGAGGAGGAAGAAGAAGAAGAGGAAGCGAUAAAAUCUGCAAAAGGGAAAAAGAAAGGCUCAAAGAGCGUACCACCUAAAGCAGCUCCCCCCAGCAGGAAAGGGAAGGAAGAUACCCAGAGGGAGAAACCCAAACCAGCGGCCCGUACCAAGCAGAGGACCACAGGGGGAAAACAGGCCAACAGUACCCAAGAAUCCCAACAGUUCUGGAACAAUGUCUUACCCCAGUACCUGGAGCUGAAGUGA